This is a messenger RNA of Talaromyces marneffei, 372 nucleotides long. RefSeq lists its product as uncharacterized. NCBI's taxonomy places the organism in Eukaryota, Fungi, Ascomycota, Eurotiomycetes, Eurotiales, Trichocomaceae. Gene Ontology annotation, cellular component: endoplasmic reticulum membrane. The coding region runs from base 1 to 372 and encodes 123 amino acids. Gene Ontology annotation, biological process: vacuolar proton-transporting V-type ATPase complex assembly. The transcript is spliced from 3 exons. The record is from RefSeq and is a predicted model, not a curated record.
AUGGUCGUUCCUGGUCGUCGCUCUCGACCCAAUCAACGCGUUUCUCCGCCCCCUUCAUCUGCUCCUGAGAAAACAGACGAUGUAUCGGUAUUAUCACAGGGUGCUACUGCUGCUCCAUCUGAGCCAUCGGACAUAUCGCCAGCUGUUCCUGUAGAAACAAUAUACAAACUCCUCGCGUUCACAUUCGCCAUGAUCUGUGGUCCGCUCGGGGCCUAUUUUUUGAGUAUCAAGACUUUUUUCAGCGGAAACUCUACUCUUGCCGGAGGACUGGCAGCUCUGACAGCCAACGUGGUGCUAAUCGCAUAUGUGAUCGUAGCCUGGCAAGAGGACAAGGAAGAUCAGGCGAAGCGGAAGGAGAAGAAGGGUCAGUAA